AAAAGACAAGAUUACAUUUUUGUUUAUUAAACAACCCAAGUUUUAUUAGAUCAUGCAUCUUAAUGUUCAUUAUUUUGUGUCAUAAGAUGCCCCCCCCCUUGUCGUAUCCUUCCAGCUCUUAGUGAAAUGAUAAAUGAUAAGAUUUAAACUAGAGUCAGUGCCUUUUAAGCUUUAGUAUACACAACAGUUAAACAAGCCAAUGUCUGUAAGUACAGCUAAAUUGUGAUUUUUCACAAUAUCAUCACUUUUUGUCUUUUUACAUAUACAGAAUGGAGUACGAUAAAGUACUGGAGAAGGUUGGAGGGUUUGGACUCUAUCAGAAAUUUCUCUGCUAUGUACUUGUCUUCUAUACAACAUUUCUUUGUGGUAUAAACUUCUAUACACAGGUUUUUAUAUUUGAGCGUCCUCCCCACCGGUGCUUCGACAAGGUGCUGGACAUGGUGCAGGAGAAGGAGAUGAUAUCCUGGGAGGAGUUCCAACCCUGGAUACCAGUAGAACAUACAGGAUAUCCUAGUAAAUGUUUGAAGUUGGAUAAACUAGAAGGAGAUUUAAUAUUUAUCAAUCAAACAGAAGCAUACUACUCUGCUCUACUUACACAGAAUGCUGAGAAUAAAAUAUCUGCUGAACUUGUAACAAGAACUUACGUAAAAAACUCAUCCUUCAAGGCAUGUGAUGAAGGCUGGGUUUACAAUAACAAUCUUAUAUUCCCAACUAUAUCAAGCGAGAACAACUGGGUGUGUGAGAAUGACUGGAAGCCUGUAAUGAUACAAAGUAUAUUCUGGGCCGGAAACUCUGUUGGAUGCUUUAUAUGGGGAUAUAUAAAUGACCAAUUUGGAAGACGACCAACCAUUCUUCUCAGUCAUUUGGUUUAUUUUCUGGCAGGAGUAGCCACUCUUUUUAGUCAGAAUAUGGUGUACCUGGCCGCGUGUAGGUUCUUGGUGGGGUGUGCUCACCACACUAUAUCCCACCUUCCAUACUUGUUAGUUAUUGAGUUCUGUGAUAUAAAGAGCAGAACGUAUCCUCUUCUAAUGAUGAGUGUAAGCUACAGUAUGGCCAGUAUGAUAGUGCCCUGGGUAGCUAUGGUGCUACCCACGUGGCAUUAUCUGGCCGUACUGGCACCAGCUGCAGUACUUCCGGUUCUAGUCUGCUUCAAAUUUAUUCCUGAAUCUCCAUCUUGGCUUCUUGUUGUUGGAAAGGACGAGGAGGCCUUGGAUUGCUUGGCUUUGGUAGCGAAAGUAAACAAGCAACAGUUUAGGAGAGAGGAGAUAAGGAAGGAUCUAAUAAAUGAGAAGGAACGGGAAGUGAAUGGAACAGGAUCUGAAAGCCUACUGGAUAUGUUCCGGACCCCAAAUCUCAGAGUUAAUGCUGUUCUAGUCAAUAUUAUUUGUAUGAUGGGGUUCUUGUGCUACUAUGGACAAGUUCAAAACACAAGCAAUCUUGGAGACGGAAAUAUUUAUAAAUCCUACUUUUUCGGAGCAUUGGUCGAGAUUCCUUGCUGGACCGUUCCUUUUCUCAUUAAUAAGGUUGGGAGACGUUGGCCUCUCUUGGUUCUCUUCUUCUUCUCUGGAGGAAGUGGGUUAUUGUUUGGAACAUUACCCUCAGACUGGGACUCCAUUUUACUAGGCACUGCUCUUCUUGGGAGAAUGACAGUAACAGCUGCGUAUUUCAUCUGUCUCCAGUAUGCCAGUGAAAUAUUUCCAACAGCUGUUAGAGGACAGGGUGUUGCAAUGUGUGAGGUAUUGGGAGGCGUUGCAAUUUUCAUCUCUCCUUCAAUAGUAUAUCUGGAUAAAAUUUCCUCAGUUUUUCCCCUUCUUGUACUGGGAAUAUGCGCUCUUACUGGAGCUUUUGCUACUUUCUGGUUACCAGAAACAUCAGGUUACUCCCUACCCCAGGAUCUAGAGGCCGGUCAACAUUUUGGCGAGGAUCAAUCAGUCUGGGAUAUACCUUGCUGUAACAAACAGAUUAAAUAUGAAAUACCUAGGGUUGAGAUAAUAACACGAAAUGAGGAAACAGAUCCUGAAAUAUCUGGCUAAUUGUAUACUCUGCAUUCAACGUCAAAUGAGGCCCAAGAAUGCUCAAAAUAAAAUGAUUGAUAGUUUGUAAAGGAUGGUUUAAUCAAUACAUUAAACAUCCUAGGAGUUAUCAAGUUUACUGUGUAAAGCUUAAACAGUAAAUGUUUAAAAAGUUUUAAUCUCAGAUGAAUUCAAAAACUGUAAAGGGUGUCUCAAAAAAAAAACUUGAAACCGUCAUCCACCUCACGCACAGUCAAAAUAAGGAACUUUUCUGAACUGUUCCAAACUUCUUAGUAUCUUUAAAAUUUUGAAGAUGAAAAAAUGGUAGACCACAUUUUGGAAGUCCCGAGACUAAAGAAUUACUUAAAUACUAUAAUUGUGUUUACGAAAUAAUGCUGCGUGAAACAAAUAUCCAUUUUUUAACACCUUGUCCUUAAGCAGGUUGAGAGAAAAAUUUAUAACCAAAGAUCAAUUUUUUCAUCAAUUCAAGACUACAAAAUCUUAAAUUAAAAUGUUACCCAACCUUUCUUACAAUUCAACCAUAUUGGUUGAUAAACACUCAGUCGUAAGGUACCUGAUUAAUUUAUACCGCAUACAGGUUGUAUAAAUUUAUACCGCAUACAGGUUGUAUAAAUUGUGGGAAACCCUAGCACAAUUUUUUUCUUGACUAGAGACUAGAAAAUCAUCAGCAAAAGAUUGAACAUGUUUGGUUUUCAAAUAUUUCAAGUAUUCUGUAUUGUUUGUAUUUCUUUGUGUACUUUCAUCAUUUCAGUCAUAAUAUCAAUAGUUUACAUUGUAUUUUUCUUCUUCAAUUUUUAAAUUAAUUUAUAAAUAAAAAUUUUACAAAAUGGUAAAAUUACGUUUUUUAUAACAAAUGUAUUUUAUAGAAUUAAAACAAUGACUGACCAAUGCAUGUAGCGGAAUGAAAGUGAGAAAAUAAUCAAAUUUUCCUUCAAGUUAAAUGGUUAUGUUCAAAAGUUGUUACUGCUGUUGGCGCAUUAACUCUGAAAUUUUUCUUGG
Molecule: messenger RNA, 3032 nt
Organism: Eurytemora carolleeae
Lineage: Eukaryota; Metazoa; Arthropoda; Copepoda; Calanoida; Temoridae
Product: organic cation transporter 1
Exons: 20
Coding region: 270-2033 (587 amino acids)
Biological process (GO): transmembrane transport
Cellular component (GO): membrane
Molecular function (GO): transmembrane transporter activity
Source: RefSeq, a predicted model, not a curated record